GCAUUGUGGGAUCGGACCUGGGAGGCUUCGGAGCGGAUUCCGCAUUUGACCAUGGGGAUCCAGCCGAGCACUGCCGUGCUGACCUCCGUGGGAGUGGGACUUCUGACCCUGCUAGGAGUGGCCGUGGGCUCCCACUUGCUUCGUAAGUAUCGAAGGACACCUGUCACUCUUCUGGACCCCAAUGAGAAGUACUUGCUGAGGCUGCUGGACAAGACGACUGUCGGCCACAACACCAGGAAAUUCCGUUUUGCUCUGCCUUCAGCCAACCACAUCCUGGGACUUCCUAUAGGAAAGCAUGUCUACCUCUCUGCCCGCAUUGAUGGCAACUUGGUUGUCCGGCCCUACACGCCUGUCACCAGUGAUGAGAAUAAGGGCUAUGUGGAUCUUGUCAUCAAGAUCUACCUGAAAGGAGUACAUCCCAAAUUUCCUGAGGGAGGGAAGAUGUCUCAGUACCUAGACAGCCUAAAGAUUGGAGAUGUGGUAGAGUUUCGGGGGCCAAGUGGACUGCUCACUUAUAAUGGGAAAGGGAAAUUUGAUAUUCACCCCAGCAAGAAAUCUCCAGCAGAACCCCGAGUGGCAAAGAAGUUGGGAAUGAUUGCCGGAGGGACGGGGAUCACCCCAAUGCUGCAGCUCAUCCGGGCCAUCCUAAAGGACCCUGAAGAUCCAACCCGGUGCUUUCUGCUGUUUGCCAACCAGACUGAGAAAGACAUAAUCCUACGAGAAGAUCUGGAGGAAUUGCAGGCCCUACAUCCUGAACGAUUUAAACUCUGGUUCACCUUGGAUCAACCUCCAGCAGAUUGGGCCUAUGGCAGGGGCUUUGUGACAGCUGACAUGAUCCGGGAACACCUGCCUGCCCCAGGAGAAGAUGUGUUGCUGCUGCUGUGUGGGCCACCUCCCAUGGUACAGCUGGCCUGCCACCCCAACUUGGAUAAGCUGGGGUAUCCACAGAAGAUGCGUUUUACCUACUGAGGCCCUUACCUUCCUCUAGCUUUGCUCAGCCUAACAACCCCCAUCCAUCUCCCCAUCAGGUGCUCACACUGUGAGCCCCCUGCUACUGACCUACUAUCACUGCCCAAUCUUGUUCAACCUCUGCCAAGCCUUCAAUCUGGUGUUUUCUCCUGGAUCAGCCUCCCUUUAGCUCUGGGAGGAGGCACUCAGCUGGGUCUGGGCAGACUUAGACACUGCCCUUCUUCCAAUUCCUGGGCUGCAAGACUCAGUCUAUGAGAUCAGCAGGGUGGUGCCUAAGGAUCUGACUUUGGGAGAGAGGGUUCAAGGAUUUAUACCCUCAUCUUCACUGUCCAGGGAUUGAAAAGAGCAGUUGGGGGGGGUGCAGUUUGACAACUGAAGAUGCUUAAUUGUUGCUUCUGAAAGAUGGGGGUAGAUUUCUUGUGUGUGCAGUAGAAGGGGGAGCAUUAAAAUGGAGAAAGCAGUGCUUCUGGUGAGAUGUUGGGGCUGGGGAAGGGUGUUCUCCCCAGUCUCCUAGCCCUCAUAGUAAGGAGUCUUAGAUAUAUGUGCCUAUCUUCUAUACCAGGACUCCUAUUUCCCUCUCCUCAUGUCCGCUGGAGGACAUUGCCUGCCUGGGGUCUUCUUAGACCUUGUCUUUGUGUAAGGAACCUUUCUGGCUGUGAAAAUAAAUGGGGCCAAGGCCCCCAUGUGGCUUCCA
Vombatus ursinus (common wombat) is the source of this 1663-nucleotide messenger RNA. Its product is annotated as NADH-cytochrome b5 reductase 1. Bases 52 to 969 code for a protein of 305 amino acids. The transcript has 9 exons. Lineage: Eukaryota; Metazoa; Chordata; Mammalia; Diprotodontia; Vombatidae. Gene Ontology annotation, molecular function: FAD binding; oxidoreductase activity. Gene Ontology annotation, cellular component: mitochondrion. The record is from RefSeq and is a predicted model, not a curated record.